This is a messenger RNA of Calypte anna (Anna's hummingbird), 5933 nucleotides long. RefSeq names its product TAO kinase 3 (gene TAOK3). The record is from RefSeq and is a predicted model, not a curated record. Gene Ontology annotation, molecular function: protein kinase activity; ATP binding. Gene Ontology annotation, biological process: protein phosphorylation; execution phase of apoptosis. NCBI's taxonomy places the organism in Eukaryota, Metazoa, Chordata, Aves, Apodiformes, Trochilidae.
AGACAAUUUUCCUUUGAAACUACUGUUCCAAAUCAGGGGUGAAAAAGAAGUUGCUUCAAUGAAGGGUAAGAGAGCACAUAGAGUCUGGGGGGACAAGAGGGCAGGACAAUGCUGCUGAAAGGAAUCUGAGCCACAGAGCAUGCUUUGUGCCACAGCUACCCAGGUGCUGAAUGCUGGCCCUACAAACUACUUUGUCGAUUAAGAGGAAACUGAUUGGGAACUGCAAGCCUCAGCUGUUUGGUAACACUGUUUCACCAUGCGCAAAGGGUGCCAAAGGACCCCAGAAAUAGCUGACCUGGUCUACAAAGAUAUCCUGAAAAGAAUCUUUGUGGGUUUACACGAAUUGGGGCAUGGAAGUUUCGGAGCAGUUUAUUUUGCUACAAUUCCCACACUAAAUGAGGUGGUGGCAGUCAAGAAAAUGUCCUAUAGUGGAAAGCAAACAAAUGAGAAAUGGCAGGAUAUCAUCAAAGAAGUUAAGUUUCUACAACAGCUGAAGCACCCCAACACCAUAGAGUAUAAGGGCUGUUACCUGAAGGAGCACACAGCAUGGUUGGUUAUGGAGUACUGUUUAGGAUCAGCUUCUGAUUUGCUAGAGGUUCACAAGAAACCACUUCAGGAAGUGGAGAUUGCUGCCAUCACCCACGGUGCCUUGCAGGGGCUGGCCUACCUGCACUCUCACUGUAAGAUCCAUAGGGAUAUUAAAGCUGGAAAUAUUCUUCUAACAGAACCAGGUCAAGUGAAACUAGCUGACUUUGGGUCUGCAUCUAUAGUCUCCCCUGCCAAUUCUUUCGUGGGAACACCUUACUGGAUGGCACCAGAGGUGAUCCUUGCUAUGGACGAGGGACAGUAUGAUGGAAAAGUGGAUGUCUGGUCUCUUGGGAUCACCUGUAUUGAGUUAGCUGAAAGGAAGCCUCCGCUUUUCAACAUGAAUGCAAUGAGUGCCUUAUAUCACAUAGCCCAGAACGAUUCCCCUACGUUACAGUCAAAUGAAUGGUCAGAUUCCUUUAGGGGAUUUGUUGAUGACUGCUUACAGAAAAUACCUCAGGAAAGGCCAUCAUCCACAAAUCUGUUACGGCAUGAUUUUGUUCGCCGAGACCGACCCCCAAGGGUGCUCAUAGACCUCAUCCAAAGGACAAAAGAUGCAGUCCGUGAGCUGGACAACCUUCAGUACCGGAAAAUGAAGAAAAUCCUUUUCCAGGAGACACGGAAUGGCCCACUGACUGAGUCUCAGGAAGAGGAGGAGGACAGUGAGCAUGGAUCAAACCUGAGUAGGAAGAUGGACAGUCUGGGCAGCAACCAUUCCAUCCCAAGCAUGUCUGUGAGCACAGGCAGUCAGAGCAGCAGUGUCAGCAGCAUGCAGGAGGUCCUGGAUGAGAGCAGCCCUGAACUGGUCAUGAUGCAUAGUGAUGAGAGCACAAUUAAUUCCACUUCCUCCGUUGUUCAUAAGAAGGAUCAUGUAUUUAUAAGGGAUGAGGUGGGCCACAGGGAUCGCAGGCCUGAGGUGCGGCCUACCCAGUCAGUGCAGAAUCAGGCCCUCCACUACCGGAACCGAGAGCGCUUUGCCACAAUCAAAUCAGCAUCUUUGGUUACAAGACAGAUCCAUGAGCAUGAGCAGGAGAACGAGUUGCGGGAACAGAUGUCAGGAUAUAAGCGGAUGCGGCGCCAGCACCAGAAGCAGCUGAUCGCCCUGGAGAACAAGCUGAAGGCUGAGAUGGACGAGCACCGCCUCAAGCUGCAGAAGGAGGUGGAGACACAUGCCAACAACUCGUCCAUUGAGCUGGAGAAGCUGGCCAAGAAGCAAGUGGCUGUGAUGGAGAAAGAGGCAAAGGCAGCUGCAGCAGAUGAAAAGAAAUUCCAGCAACAGAUUUUGGCUCAGCAAAAGAAAGACCUGGCAACCUUUUUAGAAAGUCAGAAGAAACAAUACAAGCUUUGCAAGGAAAAGAUUAAAGAGGAAAUGAAUGAGGACCACAGCACACCGAAGAAAGAGAAGCAAGAAAGAAUAUCCAAACAUAAAGAGAACCUGCAGCACACACAGGCUGAAGAGGAGGCCCAUCUUCUCAGCCAGCAGAGACUCUACUAUGACAAAAACUGCCGUUUCUUCAAGAGAAAAACGAUGAUCAAGAGGCACGAGAUGGAGCAGCAGAACAUUCGGGAGGAGCUGAACAAGAAGCGGACCCAGAAGGAGAUGGAGCACGCCAUGCUGAUCCGGCACGACGAGUCGACACGCGAGCUGGAGUACAGGCAGCUGCACACACUGCAGAAGCUGCGCAUGGACCUGAUCCGUCUGCAGCACCAGACUGAGCUGGAGAACCAGCUGGAAUACAACAAGCGGCGGGAGCGGGAGCUGCACAGGAAGCAUUUCAUGGAGCUCCGGCAGCAACCAAAGAACCUGAAGGCUAUGGAAAUGCAGAUCAAAAAGCAGUUCCAGGACACGUGCAAAGUGCAAACUAAGCAGUACAAAGCACUGAAGAAUCACCAGCUGGAAGUAACUCCAAAGAGUGAGCACAAGACAAUUCUGAAGAGUCUGAAGGAUGAGCAGACGAGGAAGCUCGCCAUCCUGGCAGAGCAGUAUGAGCAGAGCAUCAACGAGAUGAUGGCCUCACAGGCGCUACGGCUGGACGAGGCCCAAGAAGCAGAAUGCCAAGCCCUGAGACUGCAACUCCAGCAGGAGAUGGAGCUGCUCAACGCGUACCAGAGCAAAAUUAAGAUGCAGACAGAAGCACAGCACGAGAGAGAACUCCAGAAGCUGGAGCAACGGGUGUCACUGCGCAGGGCACACCUUGAACAAAAGAUCGAAGAGGAGCUGGCUGCCCUCCAGAAGGAACGCAGCGAGAGGAUCAAGUUUCUGUUGGAAAGGCAGGAGCGAGAGAUUGAGACGUUUGACGUGGAGAGCCUGCGGAUGGGCUUUGGGAAUUUGGUCACAUUGGAAUAUCCCAAGGAGGACUAUAGAUGAGAUUGGGUUUCUUUGCCAUUAAAAAAAAAAAACAAAACAAAAACCAACAAAAAAAAACCAACAACAAAAACAAAACAAAACAAGGAUAAAACUUGCAAACCAACAUUCCCCAUGUUACGGGCGUGCUCUCUCUCUUUCUGUCUCUCUUACUGACAUCGUGUCGGACCAGUGCCUGUAAACCCCACUCCAUCAGGGGCCCCUUUCCCCCUCUGUCAGCUCCUGGUGCAGGACAGCUCCUGGCGGUCUUUUCCAUAGUAUGUCACAGUAUUGAUGUCUCUGUGCAAUGAUUAAAAAUGUUUCAGUGAAAACUUUGGAGACAGUUUUAAUGGAGAAAAAAAAAAAAAAAAAAAAAAGUGGAUGUAUGUUGCUUUUGAGCAAUCACUCAUUUUACCACCAAUCAAUGGAAAGUACAAGCAAAAAAAAAAAAAAAAAAAUUAAAUAAUAUAUAUACGAACCCAGGGGGAGAGAGACUAAAUCCGCAGCCUUACCUUAACUAGCUGCUGCAUAAUUUUAUUUUAUUUUUAUUUUUUUGGUAUUUAUUCAUCAGGAAAAAUUAAAUAAUAAUAAUAAUAAAUAAAAAAAUUUUAUUAAAGAUUGAAAAAUUUGAUACAUUUUACAGGAAAAAAAAAACUUAAUCGUGAUGUACAUAUCAGUGGUGACAUAUUAUUACUUUUUUGGGGGUGGGGAGGGGUGGGGCAAAGCUCUGAUGAUUUUUAGAACCAUGCUGGGGGGGGCAGGGACAGCCCUGGCUCCUCAGCAUAUUCUUGAUUGUAUCAUAAUCAUUUUCUGCUGUCGCAGAGAAUGUGAAUACACUUAAAUGAGCCCACAGGAUCCCAGUAGCACAAAUUGGGCUUUGUCAAAUCAUGUAUUUUGUGUAUAGAAGGAAUUUAAGGAGAGCUUUUACUUAUUUUCAUAUUGUAUUUUAACUGUUUCUCUGAUCAAAAAUUUUUUUACUUCUUUCCCCCUUCCCCUCCUGCUCCCACCCACCCCUCCCCACUCUCCGGUUCCGUACUUGAAGUCCAACACUGUCUGUCAGAUCAUCCCCAGCCCUUUUUUUAUUUUUUCCUUCUUUUCUUUUUUUCUUUGUUUUGUUCCUCCCCCGAGUCCACCCCCAACCCCAUGAUCUUCGUCAUAAAUAUUGCAUUAUUCACACUUUCAAACUGUGUAUUUUCUUACAAUAAAAAGAUUAAAAAAAAAAGGUUUUACUUCUUUUGCAUGCACUUUAAAAAAAAAAAAGUAAAACAAAAAUAUUAAAAAAAAAAAAAAAUUACUAAAAAGAAAAACAAAACAUUUUUCAGGUUCCAAGGAAGAGCAUGAGUAACUGUCAGAGCUUUUAAUUAUAUUUGUAAAUAAAAGUGUUCAUCACAAUGCCUUGCUGUCUCAUUGCGGGAAGGGUGAAGUGACCCCUCUGCUGCCCCCUCUGGAGGGGAAAAUGUCCCUCAGCCCGUGCCAGGGUGCCUGGAGGGACCGAUGGGGCUUUGUUCCAAACCUGUUUUUUCUGACAGUGGAGGUUUGUAGGUUAAUGGGUUGUGGUUUAUUUCCAGCCUGAGAUGGCCCAAGAGGGAGCACAGGAAGUACAGCUGGCCAAGGGUGUCUCCACCCACCCCCUGCACUUCAUCUGGUGGAUCUUGGUCUUAAAUAACUGGGGAUGUUUACAGCAGGAUUGAUGGGUUUUCAGGAAAUGUUUUAAUGGCUGGGCUGAAAAAAACUACCCUGGGGCAGAACCCAACCACCUUGCUUCACAGGAGUCACACCUGUUUCUCAGACCACUUCCAAGAAAGCAGCUUAAAAAAGGGGAACAGCUUCUAGUUCCAUGAAGCAGAAUUACCUUGGAUUCAUUCUUUUUUUAACCUUUUAAAGAUGUCAGACUGCCCCAAAGGUUCAUUUUCUGCUUACGAGACACCACCAGACCUCACUGAGAGCUGCUGGAGGAUCAGCACAACAGGAACCUUGCAGCUGGGCUGGUAACUGCGUUCAGGUCAGUAAAGGUGGGGGUGGGUGCCUCUCGCAGGAGCUGAAACUGGGGUUCAGCAGUGAGGGGGCUCCUGCAGAGCAGCUCCUGGGGGGUGGAGGGAAGGUCCCAGGGGACAGACAGGGACAAGCUCCUGUGCCAGCUGCCCGACAGGUGACAGCAGGGUUUCAGGGGAUAAAUUACCCUGUGGAGAGACAGUUGCUUCAGAAACACCCUCUCACUUGCCAGAGCCAGGCUGCCAGCACUCCGCUUGCCACGAACCUUCACUGUGACAGCAAGCAGCACCUCAGGGUGAGAAGAUGUGUGGUGGCACACAGAAGGUUGGAUGGAAAGAUGGAGCUGUGUUCUGGAGCAGCAAGUGUUUUGGGCUGUACUAUGGGGAAAGGGGAGCUCCUGCCCAGCCUUCCAACAGGAGGGGGAAAGGCACUGAUGACACCGUGCUGCUCCUGCAGGCACUCCUCACCCAAGAAGACAACACCACCAUUCACGUGGGUAAGUUUUUAAUUGCACUGUGAGCAAACAGAUCAGGUCACAACAGAACAAAAUGAAGUGGUCUCAGCUUAGAGUGGCAACAGAGAACAAUUAAGUAGUGCUACAAACCAGCUUCCUGCCUCCUCCCACCCACUACCCCAUCACUACUUUAGUGGUUCUCCUCAGUGAAGAGGAGGCACUGGCCAAAUACUUGAGGGUAAAAUUAAAAAAAAUGGGAGCUUCCCUUAGACUGCCAUCCCUUCUUCUGGAAAGGGGAGACUGCACAGCCAACACCACCCCAGCAGUGGUUCUGUGCCCUCACCACUGUCACACAACACAGCUUCACUACAGCAGGGACACAAAUUCACAAAGGCUCUGGUUUCCCCUACAGCCCUGCAGCCUGGAGGGGUGGCCCUCUGAGGACACCGUGUCAGAAGCUUGUCUGAUGGUUGCCUGUAGCAACAUCAGCCUGCAGGAGCACAGCACAGGUCUGGACCACCACCAACAGCAAAGCAGGGACAGGGUUCCAGUCCCAGU